Molecule: messenger RNA, 231 nt
Organism: Orycteropus afer afer
Lineage: Eukaryota; Metazoa; Chordata; Mammalia; Tubulidentata; Orycteropodidae
Source: RefSeq, a predicted model, not a curated record
AUGGUGUGUAUUCCAUGUAUCGUCAUUCCAAUUCUGCUCUGGGUCUACAAAAAAUUCCUGGAGCCGUACAUAUACCCCCUGAUCUCCCCUUUUAUUAGUCGUGUAUGGCCUAGAAAAGCUGUACAAGAAUCCAGUGAUCAAAACAAAAGUAAAGGAGACUGUAAGGGUGCAGAUGUAAAUGGAUUACCAACAAAAGGACCAACAGAAAGCUCGGAUAAAAAGAAAGACUAA